AUGAGCCACCCUCUCGGCCGGAUGCUGGUCCUCCUGGUGUCGCUUCACCAGUGCUCGAUGGUGUCGCAUUCGAAGAUGCACAGCGAACGGGAAUCGGUUCUGAUCCCCGGCGACAUCGUUCUCGGGGGUCUGUUUCCGGUCCACGAGAAGGGCAGCUCGUCGUGCGGACCGAACGUCUACAAUCGAGGCGUUCAACGUCUCGAGGCGAUGCUGUUCGCGAUCGAUCAGAUCAAUGGGGACAAGGGUAUACUGCCAGGGAUCACGUUAGGGGUGCAUAUUCUGGACACCUGCGGCAGGGACACGUACGCGUUGAAUCAGAGCCUGCACUUCGUCAGGGCGUCCCUGUCGAAUCUGGACGUGAGCGUGCUGGAAUGCGCAGACCGAUCUGUGCCCAAGGUGAAGAAGACCGUCACGGCUGGCCCAAUAUUCGGUGUGAUCGGGGGAUCGUACAGCUCGGUGUCUCUGCAGGUGGCGAAUUUGUUGAGGCUCUUCCAUAUACCCCAGAUCUCGCCAGCGUCCACCGCCAAGGCGCUCAGCGACAAGACCAGGUUCGACUACUUCGCGAGAACAGUGCCGCCGGACACGUUCCAAUCGAUCGCGCUCGUGGACGUGGUGAAGAGCGCGAACUGGUCGUACGUGUCCACCGUGUACUCCGAGGGCAGCUAUGGGGAGUACGGUAUCGAGGUGUUCACCAGAGAGGCGACGGAGAGGAACGUGUGCAUAGCUGCGGCAUUGAAGGUGCCGAGUGCCGCGGACGAUCGUGUCUUCGACGACAUAAUCCAACGUUUGAGCAAGAAACCGAACGCUCGGGCGGUGGUGUUGUUCACACGAGCCGAGGAUGCCCGAGGUAUCCUCGAGGCUGCUAGACGUUCGAAUCUCAGCCAGCCUUUUCAAUGGCUGGCCAGCGACGGUUGGGGCCGUCAGAGCAAGCUCGUCGAGGGUCUCGAGGAGGAGGCCGAGGGUGCGAUCACGGUCGAGCUGCAAUCGGAAAAUAUACCAGGUUUCGACGAUUACAUGGCCUCGUUAACGCCGGACGGUAAUCGCAGGAAUCCGUGGUUCGGCGAGUACUGGGAGGAGGUGUUCGGUUGCGUGCUGAAGAGAAGCCAGGCGAAUCUGAACUCGACCAUGUGCUCGUCGAAGCUCCGUCUGACCGCCGCGACCGGUUACGAGCAGGAAUCGAAGGUGCAAUUCGUGGUGGACGCUGUGUACGCGUUUGCGCUCGCCCUCCACAAUCUCCAGAGGGAUAUGUGCGCGAAAAUCGACGGACUUUGCGUCGCAUGGGGGGGGGGGGGAUGAUCUGUUUUUCUUUUCUUUUGUUUUUUGCUGGAUUUUUCAGACGCUGCUGGCAGCGAGGUGAAGUUCGACGAGCACGGGGAUGGGCUGGCGCGGUACGAGAUCCUGAACUUCCGGAAAUCGGACCUGAACGGGUCUAAUGGAUACCACUAUCGGGUGGUGGGGAAAUGGUUCAACUAUCUGGACAUCCGUACCGAGGAACUGGUCUGGGCAAGGGGCACCAAGGACAUACCGAUCUCCGCUUGCUCGUUGCCCUGCGAGCCAGGUAUGAUAAAGAAGCAACAGGGUGACACUUGUUGCUGGGUGUGCGACCAGUGCGAGGAGUACGAGUACGUUUACGACGAGUACACCUGCGAGGACUGCGGGCCGGGUUUCUGGCCGCACGUGGAUAAGAGGGGCUGCUACCAGUUGCCGAUCAACGACAUCAGAUGGGACAGCGCGUUCGCGAUUGCCCCCGGUGUGAUCUCGUGCCUCGGUAUCGCGGCGACCCUGGCGGUUGCGUGUCUCUUGUUCCAUCAUCGGGACACACCCCUCGUGAAAGCGUCGGGCCGCGAGCUCACGGUCAUACUAUUGGCCGGCGUGCUUGUCUGUUAUCUGAACACGUUCAUAUUGCUGGCCACGCCCACCACCGUCACCUGUAUACUGCAGCGAUUCGGCGUCGGGGUCAGUUUCAGCGCGGUAUACGGCGCCCUGUUGACCAAAACCAAUAGGAUCGCGAGAAUCUUCGACUCCGCCUCGAGGUCCGCUGUCCGACCGAAAUACAUUAGUCCCGCGUCCCAGGUCUGCAUCGCUGCUGCCCUGAUCGCAUUGCAGAUCGUGUUGACGUUAGUGUGGAUGAUCAUCGAGCCCCCAGGCACCAGAUUCUUUUAUCCAGACCGUAAACAGGUGAUCCUCAAGUGCAACAUCCAGGACAUGAGCUUUCUGUUCUCGCAGCUCUACAACGCGCUUCUGAUCCUGAUCUCGACGAUAUACGCGGUGAAAACACGAAAAAUCCCGGAGAAUUUCAACGAGAGCAAGUUCAUCGGUUUCACGAUGUACACCACGUGCAUCAUCUGGCUGGCGUUUGUACCGAUCUACUUCGGCACCGAAAACGCCCACGAGACCCAGAUCACCACCCUGUGCGUUGCGAUCAGCCUCAGCGCGUCCGUCACUUUGGUCUGUCUCUACUCGCCGAAGGUCUACAUCAUACUAUUCCAGCCAGACAAGAACAUACGACGGAAGGUGACCAUGGGGGAUAAAUUUAAGAAACAGGGAAGCAGCGCCGGAACCUCUUCCAUUACCAAGUACACCGGCUGCGAGCUGACCAGCGAGAGUAUGCCGCUACAGAGCGCUCUGACCGCCGCCGUUCAGACGUCCGUCGGCGUGACGGAGAUCUCCCUGGCGUCGAACACAUCGGGCAAAACUACUAACGAGCAAGUCGCGGAGGUAUAG
Dufourea novaeangliae is the source of this 2724-nucleotide messenger RNA. RefSeq names its product metabotropic glutamate receptor (gene mGluR). Gene Ontology annotation, biological process: regulation of synaptic transmission, glutamatergic; G protein-coupled glutamate receptor signaling pathway. Gene Ontology annotation, cellular component: membrane. Gene Ontology annotation, molecular function: group II metabotropic glutamate receptor activity. The transcript is spliced from 6 exons. The record is from RefSeq and is a predicted model, not a curated record. Lineage: Eukaryota; Metazoa; Arthropoda; Insecta; Hymenoptera; Halictidae.